GUGUGCGAAUAUGCUGUCGCUUAUGAGGGAAGUAGAAUGAGUUUGAAAACAGAUAAUUGCAGCUUCACCAAAUAUGAAGAAUCUGCUGCUAAACGGGGUCGUAAGAACCGAUCAGCGGUCGAAGAUGCGAAAGUCAAUGGAACGCUAAAAAAAGAUACAGAAGAAGUUGAUGAAACAACUGUUCUAUAUGUGCCGGAUAAAGAUGGAGUGAAAGAUGGACAUAUUAGGCUGAAACAGCUUCGUAUGCCCGACACUCAGUCUGUCGGUACCUCAAUGUCAUUGGUUGGCGCUGAGCCUAAUGCUCUACGGGAGCGAGAUGGAUCGACUUGUAAUCUUUUUGAAUCAGCUCAAGGAAGUCCGCGGGUGACUAGUCCCACAUCGCCUGCAUCAGACGCAUAUAAGGCCAGCUUUGAAGAAGCUACUCGUGAUGCCAUAGUCUCACAGAAAUGUAAGUUGUUUCUCUAG
Cylicostephanus goldi is the source of this 465-nucleotide messenger RNA. Lineage: Eukaryota; Metazoa; Nematoda; Chromadorea; Rhabditida; Strongylidae. The record is from the annotation of a GenBank genome assembly.